Molecule: messenger RNA, 2519 nt
Organism: Cyclopterus lumpus (lumpfish)
Lineage: Eukaryota; Metazoa; Chordata; Actinopteri; Perciformes; Cyclopteridae
Product: butyrophilin subfamily 3 member A2-like
Exons: 6
Coding region: 111-1490 (459 amino acids)
Source: RefSeq, a predicted model, not a curated record
CCCCCGUGGAGCCGGCGGAGUGAAAGAGGAGCCUCGCGGUCCGCAGACGGUCUCAGGAGCUGGAUCACGGUUCAGAGGUGUUCAGGGUCCCCUUCAGAUGACUUCCGGUAAUGAAUCCUCUUCUCCUGCUCACCGCUCUGCUGUCUUGUUGUCCAGGAGACACCUUGGUUCAUGGUCCACCAGAGACGGUCCUGGCUUUGGCGGGCGGGGACGUAACUCUGCCCUGCAGCUUCAGCAUCAAGGCCAGUGAUGACUUCCCAACAGUAGAGUGGUCCAAGGAAGGCCUGAAGCCAAACGUGGUCUUCUUGUACCGCAAUGGCGGCGAGACGCCCGAGAUGAAGAACCCGGCCUUCCGGUACAGGACGAGCCUCAUCGUGAAGGAACUGAACAACGGAAACAUCUCGCUGAGGAUCUCCAACGUGCAGCUGUCAGAUGCUGGGAGGUACCAGUGCAUGAGGUGGUGGAGGACGGCCCCCCGGGACAUCACACCAGUGGAGCUCGUUGUGGGUGCCGUGUCUGAGCCAAAGCUGUCCGUCAGGCGAGCCGAGGGAGGAGGCGUGACCCUGGAGUGCUGCGCCCACUGCUGGCUGCCGGAGCCCCGGGUCUCCUUCCUGGACGAGCAGGGCAACGACAUCGGGGGCGACGAACCCAAAAGAGACCGAGAAGCCGGCGGAUGUUUCACCGUGAGACGCAGAGCGACGCUCCGGAACGCCGCCGAGAGGGUCACCUGCAGAGUUCACCAGGGGGAUAUCAACCAGACCAGGGACGUGGAGAUCCUCCUGCCAGUCGUUAGAAAGAAGUCGUGCAUUCUGACCGCCGGCUUCGCUGUCGGGAUCGUUUUACUUCUCGUAGCCGCGUGCUGGUUAACGUUUUUUUUGUGGAAGAGGUUUGGAAAAUCUGCGGAGGAACCGAGCACUCCAUCGUCGUCCAAUCAAAGCACGGCGGGCGGCUCCUCUGAAGGUCGGUUGCUGCUGGAGGGCGUUCGGGUCGCGGGUGAGAACAAAAGCACCAUCGUCGUCGAGAUGCUCGCGACGCAGGUGGAGGACCUCAAGCUGAAGCUCGGCCAGAAAGAAGACGCCAUCCUCCGGCUCCAGAUGGACCACAAGGCCCGGCUGGCGGCGUGCGUUACCCAGGAUGACGAGUCGGUGUCUCUUCCUGCAGCCGCCACCAGAACGCCCGGCUACAUACCCCCGAGCAGGAGGCGGGGCUUCUCGCGCCAGAGCAGCCAUCCUGUCCGCGCCCCCCCCGUCGACAGAGCCGACAGAACCAAUCGCAGACACAGCAUGCCGGCUCCUCUGGACCUGGCUCCUCUGGACCUGGCGUGGUCGCCCGGUUCCCACGUCGACCGUUCGAUGUCCGACCCCCGGGCUUUCGGGCCCGGCCAGAGCGCCAAGCUUCCGCGGUCACGUUCCUCCUCCGGGUUUCCAUCUAAUCAGCACUACACACUCCUGGGGAAUGUGGCGGAAGACUCCGAGAUGUUGAUCGCAUGAGUGAAGGCGAAAAGCUUCAUUCUUGGAUGUCCCCCGAAACGUGAGGAAAUACCAAAACAUAACUACGUGCAAGAAAUCUUAUUUUAAUAGAUAAUUCUAUCUGGCAAAGUCGAAUAUGUCCCUCCAGGUGUCGUAACGGUGAAUGGUAAAUUAUGGUAAUAGUUGUUUAAUAGUUGUUUAAUAGCCUUCCACCCAGGAGGCCUCUGCUCAUGUCGGCCUCCUCUUCUUACGUAACUCACCUACUUACAGCUGUAAUGUGACCGGCCGCCUGCUCCACUUUCUCUUUAUCAAUAAAUGUGUCAGAAAAUGUCCUUUUGUGUAAAUUAUUUUGCUCUUUUUUUUUAUAUCUUUCCAAAAUCUGGCAAGUAUUUGUUAUUAUUAUGUUAUAGGCGCUUAAAACAGUGUGUAAAAUUACUCCAUGUAUAUGUGUCCAUGUUACAGGCUUUCUCACCACUGAUUUUUACUAUUACCUAACAUUACAUUAUUAUUAAUGUACCGCAUAUCAAUGGAAAGCUCCGCUUAUUAAACGCUCGAAAAAUAACUAACAGUUUGUUUACAUUUCUACAGGUAACCUUUUAUUUAAUAACUUUAUUGCAUAUUGUAGUAACUUAUGAUAACAUGUCUGGAGUUUGUAUGUAUGGGCUAUUUUUUAAAAUAUCAAAUGUUUAAAUAGGAUGUAAAUAGUUUUUUCUUUGUUUAUGUCCACGAGUACUUUCUUUUGUUUAAUUUCAGUGCUUCAUUCACACAAAGCACUGCAUGGUGAAAUAAUUAAACAUUCAUUUCUUUAUUGUUUUUAAUCUGUCAGCAGUCCGCUUUGAAAACAUUUAAAUUCAAAUUAAUUCCAAAAUAUGUUUUUAGUGUUAAAUUCUCCAUUUAAAAGUAUAACUGUGGACCCAAUGCAAGAAGUUCAACAUUUAGUUUUUUGCCUUUUCAACGCCGCACUAAUAUUAUCUUUUUAUUGUCCAUGGAAACUCAUUGUAUCACAGAAUCAAUGUACAGGAAGUUCUUUAAUUAAACGGCUUAAACUCG